AUGGAUCGACGUGGUCUGCGGCCGUUGCGAGCGCGAGCUGAAAAGGAUUCCCUGCAAAACCUCUGCAAGCAGCCACCUGCGAGGACGGUUUGGCCUUGGCAAGAUGACCUGUCUCAGGAGGGGCCUCGCCUGCGUGGGCAGCGACAGGCAAGUCGCAAAGUCAAAUGGUGCUUGCCGGAAGUAUGUGAAGACCCCAUCCAGGAGUCGCCAGCGAAGUGCCGGAAGAUCGAGGAACCGGCGCAACCGAUGGUGGCAAUGAAGGCGAAAGAGGAAGUCAUGCACGGAAGAUUGCGCUGGGAUGAGAAGGAUCGAAGGUUCUUGUUCGCUUUCAAGCUUGCCGACGGCAAAAGCGUGAACUUUCAGACCACGUGCAAAGCCGCAGGAAGCAAAGAAGCCGCCGAACGCAUCUGUCGCCUUUGCCAGGAGAAGUUUCAGACUGGAGCCAGCAAGAGCGAAGUUUCUGCAUACAGAGACGAGCUGUACAAGGAAGCAUGCAAAGCCGACACCCCGAUCAAAUUGGAGGCUCAAGGUGAGAAGAACGAGGGUUGGCCAACGGAGGAGCCAACCAAGAUCAAGGACUGCAAGGGUUUGGGCGCGCACCUCUUCUGGUGCUUUGCCAUGGAGGUGCUGGCAGGCUCGACAGGUCCCCUCCCAGCACGGCGCUUGCAAGCCACGCUGCCCCGCAAGGUCGUUUGGCGGGCCUUUCGGGGUGCCAAGCAUGUCCUUGGAGCCAAGGCUGAUUGGGAGGGCAUCCGGGCAGUGUGGGCGACCCAAUGGUGGGCACAGGAGCAUCUUCCGGGAGUCAAGCGGGCCUUGGCCUCGCGUGGCUCCAGGCUUCAUCUGGCAGAUGUAGCCCAGCUCCUUGCCCAGUUCGAGGCCACGGUGAGAAAGGAGCGCUCUAGUCAGGCUCCGACUCAAGGCCAGAUGUGGGCCCUGGCCGCACCUGGCGGCCAGGCAGACGCAACCCUCGCGAAGCCAGCAGCAACCGCUUCUGGGCAUGCGGUGCCAGAGGCGGAGGCUGAUACAAAAGUUGGUGCGACUGCAAAGAGUGCAGGCCGCCAGGUGGUCGAAGACAAAGGCAAGAAGAUCAAGGAUAGGCGUGGCCAGGCUGCCGAGCCGCCGGCUGCCGAGGCCACGGAAAGCAAAGCAAAGCCUAAGGCGCCCAAGGAAGAACAGAAGGGCAAGGCGCCACCAGUUGCCAUCUCUACCUGCAAGGCAGCCAAAGCUGCCCAGAGCAAGACAAAAGCCAAGGAAAGUGCUGACAAAGUCACUGUGCGCACUGGGAAGCGAGCUUCCGGCAAGGCUUCCACAAGCAUCAAAGACGAAGAUGAGCAGAACAACAAGGUGCCUCGCCUGCGCCAGAAGCCCGAAGCUUCGGAGCCUCCUGCGGUGCGUUGCGGCGUCUGCGGCGUGGCCAUGGAGAGCGCUGGGUCUUGCCGCGACUGCACGUCCAUGUUGUCCGAGAAGUUUGCCCUGCGAUACGUCGUCGGAGAUCGGGUGUGGUGCUCCGGAUAUGGCCCACGCUGGCCAGCAAAAGUGGAGGUGAUUGCGUUCGACAAUGCCGAGGACACUGAGCCAUAUUGCGUGUCAUUCUAUGCAGAGAAGACCAGCGCCUGGGUGAGCGAGGCGAAGCUCAUGCCGUGGGCGAGCACCAAGCCAUCGCGGCCAGCAAAGCGCUGGCACCGCCGGUUCAAUGCUGCCCUGGCUGCCGCAGAAGCUGACAGUGAACCCAGCGGAAAGUAG
Messenger RNA from Symbiodinium natans, 1743 nucleotides. NCBI's taxonomy places the organism in Eukaryota, Dinophyceae, Suessiales, Symbiodiniaceae. The record is from the annotation of a GenBank genome assembly.